AUGUCUUACGGCGGCGGUGGCUAUUCUCGCGGCGGCGAUUCUUACCGCUCCCGCAACGGUGGUGGUGGUUAUGAGAACGGCGGCUCCAAUGGCUACUCCGGCGGUGGUGGCUACGGAGGUGGUGGUGGUCGCGGUGGUUACGGCGGCGGUGGUGGUGGCUACGGCGGCGGCGGCGGUGGCUUUGGAGGUGCUGGUGGUGACCGCAUGUCAAACCUCGGCCAGGGUCUCAAGCAGCAAGAAUGGGACCUCAGCACCAUGCCCAAGUUCGAGAAGUCUUUCUACAAGGAGCACGAGGAUGUCACCAACCGCUCGGAAGAGCAGGUGCAGGAGUUCCGCGCGGCAAACAAGAUGGCUAUUCAGGGUACUGGUGUCCCUCGCCCCGUCGAGACCUUCGAUGAGGCUGGCUUCCCUUCCUACGUUUUGUCCGAGGUCAAGGCCCAGGGCUUCGAUAAGCCCACCUCCAUCCAGUCCCAGGGUUGGCCCAUGUCCCUCUCUGGACGUGAUGUUGUCGGUAUUGCCGAGACUGGUUCCGGAAAGACUCUGACCUACUGUCUUCCCGCUAUUGUUCACAUCAACGCUCAGCCCCUGCUGUCUCCUGGCGAUGGUCCCAUCGUCCUGGUCCUGGCUCCCACUCGUGAGCUGGCUGUCCAGAUUCAGGCUGAGAUCACCAAGUUCGGAAAGUCCUCCCGCAUUCGCAACACCUGUGUUUACGGUGGUGUCCCCAAGGGUCCUCAGAUCCGUGAUCUGUCCCGUGGUGUCGAGGUUUGCAUUGCCACUCCCGGUCGUCUUAUCGACAUGCUGGAGGCUGGCCGUACCAACCUGCGUCGUGUUACCUACCUGGUUCUCGAUGAGGCUGAUCGCAUGCUGGACAUGGGUUUCGAGCCUCAAAUUCGCAAGAUCAUUGGCCAGAUUCGCCCUGACCGUCAAACUUGCAUGUGGUCCGCCACCUGGCCUAAGGAGGUCCGUCAGCUCGCUUCUGACUUCCUGAACGACUACAUCCAGGUCAACAUUGGUUCGCUGGAUCUUUCCGCCAACCACCGUAUCACCCAGAUUGUCGAAGUUAUGUCCGACUUUGAGAAGCGUGACCGCAUGAUCAAGCAUAUGGAGAAGAUCAUGGAGGACCGCUCUAACAAGAUUCUCAUCUUCACUGGUACCAAGCGUAUCGCCGACGAGAUCACUCGUUUCCUCCGUCAAGAUGGAUGGCCCGCGCUUUCCAUCCACGGUGACAAGCAACAACAGGAGCGUGACUGGGUCUUGAACGAGUUCAAGCAGGGCAAGAGCCCCAUCAUGGUGGCCACCGAUGUGGCUUCCCGUGGUAUCGAUGUUCGCGACAUUACUCACGUGUUGAACUAUGACUACCCCAACAACUCCGAGGACUACGUUCACCGUAUCGGUCGUACUGGUCGUGCCGGUGCUAAGGGUACCGCCAUCACGUUCUUCACCACUGACAACUCCAAGCAGGCUCGUGACUUGGUCACCAUUCUUUCUGAGGCCAAGCAACAGAUCGAUCCUCGCCUUGCUGAGAUGGUCCGCUACAGCGGUGGCGGCGGCGGUGGUGGCCGCUGGGGUGGCCGUGGUCGUGGCCGUGGUGGCUGGGGCCGUGGUGGCGGCGGCGGUGUGACCGGCUCCAACAACAGCGGUCUUGGUGGUAACCGUCGUUGGUAA
Messenger RNA from Penicillium cosmopolitanum, 1665 nucleotides. RefSeq names its product DEAD-box ATP-dependent RNA helicase DBP2. The record is from RefSeq and is a predicted model, not a curated record. The coding region runs from base 1 to 1665 and encodes 554 amino acids. Lineage: Eukaryota; Fungi; Ascomycota; Eurotiomycetes; Eurotiales; Aspergillaceae. Gene Ontology annotation, biological process: rRNA processing. Gene Ontology annotation, cellular component: nucleus; cytoplasm; ribonucleoprotein complex. The transcript is spliced from 6 exons. Gene Ontology annotation, molecular function: RNA helicase activity; ATP binding; RNA binding.